This is a messenger RNA of Amphiprion ocellaris (clown anemonefish), 6834 nucleotides long. It is a transcript of the gene ankrd53, whose product is annotated as ankyrin repeat domain 53. The transcript has 6 exons. Lineage: Eukaryota; Metazoa; Chordata; Actinopteri; Pomacentridae. The coding region runs from base 4028 to 5179 and encodes 383 amino acids. Gene Ontology annotation, cellular component: spindle pole. Gene Ontology annotation, biological process: positive regulation of microtubule polymerization; regulation of mitotic spindle organization; mitotic metaphase chromosome alignment. The record is from RefSeq and is a predicted model, not a curated record. Gene Ontology annotation, molecular function: protein binding.
ACUGACUGCACACACACACACACACACACACACACACACACACACACACACACACACACACACACACACACACACACACACACACAAAGUUCCAUUGUUUUAAUGUAAUGAGUAUUUAGCAGGAGAGAGAAUAUUGGGAGGCACUUUGAACUUAAACAGCUCUGAUCUUAAUUUCUUGCAGACUAAGCUCCAGAACUUCAUACGUCAGAAAGCUUUUAAGAUGCAAGAGCUUUUCAGGAGCUUACACUCACUCACAGACUGAGUUUGACAGUACAUGGACAAUCCUACACACAACUGUCAAAAGAAAGAAGUGAUGCUGGGGGUCGCUGUCCAGGGACUUGUGAUGAAAGUCAAACAUGAAAGAGCUCUAUACCAAAGGGUCCGCACAACCUCCACGGCAUGUGACCGAGGUCAAAGGAAGCAGCUGAGGCCACAGCGGGGGUGUGCUGCUCUUUCCUAUUAACCCGUACACACAAACAAAGACCGCAUAUACAUUAUCAUGCACACACACAAUGAGUCCACAUGUACUCACUCUUUCUGCACUCACAUGUCUGUGUCACCAAUGUAGCCGCGAGCUAUAAGGCUGUGUUGUGACAAAGGCGAAGGCUCUGGGGGGUUGGAGCUCAUAGCAGGAAGCUAGGGGUCGUGGCCUGUCCUUGACCCUCCACCGGACACUGAUCACUUCAACAGAUAGAGGACGAUAGAGAGCAAAAAGGGAAGCCACACGUUAAAGGAUUAAAUGGAAAAAAUUAUUUUUAAAUCCCAUGAAGGUAAUCAAAUGCAUUGAUUAAUGGUUUAGAUUGUGACAAGUGAAAAUAUUAGGUGAUACAUGACAACUGAGUGAUUAAACUCGACACUGCAAAAGGCCACAACCAAAAAUAAGUUCACUGGGAGAAAUACGAUCGUUAAAUGAGGUUGAAAGCUCUGGAAAAAGAAGCAAGUUUGAAGUUCUUUAGCAAGAUAAAUGGACAUUAGUAAGCAUUGUCAUCAUAUGUGUUUCAGUUUCUUUUGUCAUUUGUGCCUCUUUUCAAACACAUUUAUUUUUUUCCUUUUCCUGAGUGAAAAGUAUUACAAAAAGGAAUGAAAAACACAUGUAGCAUACAAAUAUGGAUACACACAUCGAUACAGCUUUUAAAAAACUUGCAAGCAAUAGUAAAUGUUAUCCAAAAGGCGCAUUUACGAGAGUAUGACUACCGAGGUAUGACAAUUAAAAUAGUUUGUGGCAUCAUGUGCAGAAAAAAAAGCAAUUAUAUGACUAUAAGUUAGAUACAAAUAUAUGUAGAGAAAUUUUAAAAAAACUGAAAACUACCAAUUAAGCCAGUGUUAAGGAUGUGUCUGGUAUUCUAUGUUUUUCUUACUGUCAAUAAUGCCCAUGAAAAGAUUUUGCUGUUCAAUGAACACCCAGUGUAGUGUUUUGUUUUGUGGUGACCUCCUCUCCUGAUUAAAAUCUAUCCUAUCGAAAAGACAUAGUGAGCAACAUGAUUGCACUGGGUCUCACAACUGCUGUCAUUUCUUUUGGCUCACUGUCCAAGUAGUCCCCACCAAUGCACUAAUCUCUCCUGCUGGUUAGGAACUGAUCUGUCCAACUGUCUAUUGUAAAUUAAAAAUGUAAGCCAGACACAAACUAACGUACCACUGGUUGGUUUUGUGUUGGUGGCACCUCAAUUUGCUGAACGGUUCAAACACUGUAAACUUCUGUCAUGACACACUUUGCCCUCCACAGUGUACAUAUGUCCACUAAAGUGCUGUCCAUCCUGCUCAGUUCAGUCACAGAUCAAAUGGUCAAUAGCUGUGAUCAGGGUGGCCGGCCGUCUGAUGAGCCCAUCGACCCCUGAGCCCCACAGAGACAUGGAGAAUAUAACUGUUCCAAUUCAUAGCGGCCCCACAUGUGGCGACAGGUCCGGGGUGCCGUGGAACAAGCGGGCCUUCUGAGGCCUCCACGGCUCUCGCAAGAUCGAUCUGCUUUACUGAGGCCAAGUGCAAGCCAGCAAUGGUAAUGCCCUGUCGAUAUGAGCACACUGGGGACAUAUGAUGACAGAGCUGUGGCAUGGGAGGGUGGAAGUAUCCAUUUCUACUACGCCUGCAGCCACUCAUCUGCCUUUAUCUGUCACAAGCUGUUAUACUGACCCAACCACAACACGUGCUUUUGAAAGUGCUGCAUAAGGAAGUGGGCUUUUAUUUCAGUUUAAUUCCAGAGAUAGAAGAACAGCUAGCAAUGGCAUGCUGAUAUAGGUUUCAUCUAUGAAUAAUUGUCGCCACUCAAGAAAAAGAAAUUUUAUUCAUAAAUCAGCUGCAGCUUCUGAGGUUUUCCCUCCUUUUCCUGACUGAUUUGUCCACAAAAAGCCUGUUAUAAUAGUUUAAAACCUGAUGAAAAGAAGGAAGUUUAAAUCUUUUAAUCAGUCUAAAUUUAACCUUUUUUUAGUUUCCACUUACAUGAAAAGAAGACAUAAAGUAGACACUACAUGAGGUGGUCCUUUCAUUAGGCUGCAGCAUAGAAACUAGCACUUUCCUUAAGAAAAAUUCUAUCCAGAUUAACGUGAUGAAGAUUUUGUAGAAUAGCAUAUAAAUGUUUCUAGCAGUGUUACAGGAAUGUUAUUGUGUGGGUCCAUUUAGUGUGAGCCUCAGAGAAAGUAAUAAGUGGAUGGCAACCAAGUAUAUUUAGUCAAGUUAAGUCGGUGUUAUUUAUAUGCAUUACAAGUUUAAAUAAUAAUAUGAAACAUGUCCUAAUUCAUUUUUUUCUUAUGCUUUUGUUGCCCUUAUCCAAUUUCUGAGUCAUGCAUGUGCCAAUACCAUUUUCCUCCGUAAGCUUCACUCCACGUAGAUUAACAUCAGUACCUGUUUGCACCACCGGGUGGAACCUCAUGCUGUUUAACACUAUAGCAACCUGAGAAGACAGUCAUUUAGCAUAGGGACAGUUUCAUGUUGGUGAGUUGAGAGCUAUGAUAGGUGUCAAUGGGCCACCAUGACAGAUUUUUGUAACGCUUAAUGGUCUCUAGUCAGAGUUCAUUAUAUUAAAACAAGUCCAUAUCAAUGGCAGAUAUACUUAAACAACCUUUGUGGCCCAUAUCAUUGACAUAACAGCAAUAUCAGCACAGAACAGAUGACCACUGUCCUUAUUUUGUGUCAUUUGUUAAUUAAUUAUUUAAUCAUUUCUGUCAAAAAUGCCUUCAUCUCCAAGAUUUGGAUCAGGAUCAGGACAUCUCAAGUUAGGAUCGCACAGUAUUAUAAACAGAAAAUGUAAAUUUAGUUGCCUAAAUUAAAUCAUUUAGUAUAAGACCCUAUAAUAUUAUAUAUAAAAAUACAAACUUGUCUCAAUAAAUUUAGUAUUAAAGUGAAAAGCCUACGAUACUAUUUAUUGUACAGAUUUUCCUGAGUAAUUAAAAAAAAAAAAAAGGUUAAGACCCUGUUUACUCGAGAACAGUUAUGGGGAAGCUUUACCCAAGCCUUUAUUUUUCAUGCUAUUUUACACCUCUAUUCCACUACAGUUGAGAGCAGAUUGUUGUUUGUUUUAAUUAAUUUAACAUGUAUUGUUCCUUUACAAGUUUUACGUACACAUACAAACAUAUGAUGAGCUUACUUAAUGUAACUUCAUUAAGGAAUACCCAGUACAUUACAUGGUUAAAUGAGCAGUUAGCUCCAUGUGGACCGACUGUGGAAGUAAAAUGCUACUUAUUCAAUAGAUAACUUAACAGUCUAGCAGGUUACAGAGAUUUUUAUUCGUUUUAUUUUAUUUUAUCACAGGGCCUGUGGCAGACUUGAAAAGUAGGGUUCGUUUCCUGUUUACCUCAUUUCCAUGACAACCCUGGAACCGGUCAGCAAAACAAGAAACGGUGGACGUGGGAGAUGUAAGAAAAAGUUUAAUAUUUCAAGCUUAAAGGUUGUAUUUUCUAAGUCUACACUCAUUCUGUACACUGGUUGAGCUAGCUGCUUAGCAGGCUAGAGUGUCAUUUAAAGAGCCGUAUUGAACUUUUCAUGGUAGAAGUUGUUGGGACGAACUUCGCCGUGGGCUAAACUUUUCACGGCAGAAAUGACGACAAUUUUAAAACACAGGAAAAAAUCCCGUCGAGCUCCGCCAGGCAGCCGGAAGUUGCCAGGUAUUUGUACAGGAAGCCCAGAGAAGCUGCAGGUGAACGGAGAGGAUGUGUCAGCACUUCAUGUGGCCUGCCUUUAUGGCCAGCUGGCUACUGUUCAGCUCCUGGUGGACUCCAAGUUGGAGUGGAUCAACAGCCGUGGCUCCAGAGGUUGUCGGCCCCUUCACAUAGUCCUGACCUCCAAGAGCUCCGCAACCUCCGCCUGCCUCAGAUACCUGCUGGAGCACAAGGCUGAUGUCAACGCUACCGACGACUCAGGCCAGACCCCACUGCACCUGGCCGCCUCUGAGGGCCUCCUCGACUGCGUGGAGAUGCUCGUGGAGGCCGGAGCAGAUGUGUUGCUCAAGGACAGCAUAGGACUCAUGCCUCUGGACUUUGCCCGCAUCUGGUGCCACAGGACGGUAGCAAGGUAUCUGAAAAGCUGCAUGUGGCAGGUAGAGAAGAAGAAGGAAAUGGAGGAGAGAAAGCUUGCUCAAGUCUUGUACAGGGAUCUUGUGGAUAUGGCUGAGCAGAAUAAACUUAACGAAAAGACACGUGAGGGGAAGAUGGCAGAGUGGGCAAACAAGAAAGGUUUGCCCCCCCUAAAGGAUUUCUCCUCCAGGACUGAGGUGACCAAGUAUCAUACUCAGUGCCUCUUACCAAACAAGAGCAGCUCUAAUCCAAAACACUCCACGGGUCUGUGUAAGCCUGGACACCCUCAACAGGACAGGAAGACCACCACUAAGCAACCUGCAGCUUCAUCCCCCGGGCCCUGGACCAUCUUCACGGGCCUCCAGCCAGAGAAACCCCCCACAGAGCCCGACCUUCAGGACAGUGUCACAUUAAGGAGGGACAAAAACAGCAGGCUACUUCAGUAUACCACCAAGUGGAACGACAAGCCUCAGCCGACUCCUAAGCUGCCUCUGGAUGUCCUUGAGAGGGUGUUGUUCCCCAGAGCCUUCCCCUCCAGGAUCGCCUCCCCUCAGCAAUUUAAGCCACAGAACAUCGCAGAGGUCCCGCAUCGAAGGAGACCUCAGGGGCAAAGCACCUCUCCAUGGACGAAGGUGGCCAUGCAUCUGGCUGAGGUGCUGGAGCCUGGACACUACUGACCCUCCAAAUCUGUACGGAUGGGGCUUCUACUAGAUCUGAAACUAGUGGAUGGGUGUAGAAGAAAUGCAUUAAAACUCAACUGGUAGUCAAAUGAUCUGAAAUGUUUUCAAUUUUUAAACGUAAAAUGCAUUCGUAGUUUUAAAAAAAUUAGGAAAACUAUGUAUAAAUUAAUCAGAUGUCUAGUUGUCUUAUCAAAAGUUUUAGCACAUAUAAAAUAUUAAAACUUCCCUUUUGAAAUAUCCAUUAAUUCCUCAACCUUUGCUCAAAGUGACAAAUUAAUUAGAAUGCCCACCUUGCCUGCUCCAACCAGUUAAAUUGCAGUUUACAUUCAUGUCAAUAACAUAUAUAGUGAAGACUGAGAUGUUUAGGUUCAUUGAGAGAAUAAAUAGAGUGAAGUUCCAUGUCUGUGUUCACAUGCUGGGUCAAUAAAGCCGAUUCUGAUAAAACACAAGUUGUAGCCAUGACCACAAACGAGUCUUCAAAAUGGAUGUCGCUGCAAAAAUGCGAUAUAUUCUAAAACAUGGAAGCUUCACAUACAUCUACAGUCCAGCAGCAUAGAAAAUCUUCAAUCACCACGGUUUCAAGGGGCAAACAAAACCAGUAUCACCAGUUCAGUAUCUGACAAAAUGGAAGAUAUGGCUAAAAACACACACCCUGCUUUUGUAGGUGACCUCUCACCACCAAAUUGUAAUAAAAUCACCCUUUAGUUUUUAAGUGGAUGUUUAUACGAGAUGUAAGGAAAUUCCUCCAGGUGUUCUCGUUUACACGAAUGGGACGGAGAGACAACCUGAAACAUUACGCCCUUGGCCAUGGCUGUGCCAGCAUGGAGGUAUAAAAACACCACAUUGUCCAGAAGCUGCACCCACAAAAGCAGGGUGAACAGAGGGGUGAGCGAAAGGUGAGAAAACCUCAGUGAACUGGGUCACCUGUCACAGAUGUAUCCGUGCACUUUCACUGAUCUCCCCCAGGGAACUGAAUCAGGAUCCAGGUGAGGGCUUGUCAACAGCAUGCGAGUGUGAACUAAAGCUGUGGCCUGUCAGCUGAAGAUGCAUAUGUGUGUGCUUGUUUUUUUUUUUUUGUCUUUUCCUUGACUUCAUGAAGCACUUCACACCUCAGUGGGGGUCAAAGUAUACACUGGCAUUAACCUGGUGUAACCUCUGUGACCAAACCACAUGAGACAUUGAAAACAUCGCAUCAGCCAGCUCAAUAGUCUAACACACACACAAAAUCCUUCAUAGAUAAAAUUUAAUCGUGACAGGCUGCAUUAACUUGAUUUAAUUGGAAAUGAUGAAGAUCAGUAGCUCUAUUUUUGCCUUCAUUUCCUUGAAACACCAAUCUGUGAAAAGACCCAUUUAAUCCAGGACUUAUUUCAACAAAAUCUUUUAUUACACAGUCGUGUGCAUACCAGCCUAUGAUGAAUCACACUGAGUAAUUGGUAAAAAGGAUUUCAGCCUCCUCUAUGCAUCUCUCAUAAAAGCACUUUGAGCAGCUUUUGUCCCUCAACACCAGUAAGCUUUAAAAAAAAACUCAUUGCACAGGUUUGAUCUUCAGAAGUGUUUACAUGUGCAGUUCAUGUCAGGUUUUCUCUUGGAUCGAUGUACAAAAAUCAGUUUGUUAUUACUAUGAAUUCUUACAAACAGUCCAAAAAAAAGAC